Messenger RNA from Closterium sp. Yama58-4, 1032 nucleotides. Lineage: Eukaryota; Viridiplantae; Streptophyta; Zygnematophyceae; Desmidiales; Closteriaceae. The record is from the annotation of a GenBank genome assembly.
AUGCAAAGCGCAUCUCGGCAACUGUCGGGAUCAACACUCGGCCGACAACGAGCGACAGCGUCCGUUGCGCCGUGUAAUGCGGGCAGCGAUUUGGGCGUGCGACAACGCAUUCAGGCUGGCCUUGCGCGGAUAAGCGGAGUGCGAAUCACCCCCGUGCAGACACCCGCGCGCGGAAGAGCAGCGCCAUCCGCGGAAGGGGCGCGCAGGCGCGGGGGGUUGGCGGUUCGCGCCGUGGAGGAUCACCAGCUAGCGCCGCUGCCGUACCAGCUGGACGCAUUAGAGCCACACAUCUCGCAGUCGGCGCUGGAAGCCCAUUGGUCGGGGCACCACGGGCGCCAGCUGGUGGCGCUGAACCGCCAGCUGGACGCUGACCUGGCGCUGAAGCGGCUGCCAUUGGAGGAGCUGGUGAAGGUGGCUUAUAACGGGGGCAACCCCCUUCCCUGCUUCAACCUCGCUGCUGAGGCGUGGAAUCACGAGUUCUUCUUCUCGGGAUUGCAGCCGGCAGAUGAGACAGCAGGCAGGGAGGAGGGCAAUCGGCCAGAGGGGGAGGUGCUGCGGCUGGUGGAGCGCGACUUUGGGUCGGUGGAGGGGUUUCAGAGGGAGUUCCGCCAGGCGUGCGCCUUGUCGUUCGGGUCAGGAUACGUGUGGCUCUCAGCCAAGGUGGACACGGUUGUUCCAGAGGAGUGGCUUGCAGACAUGCGAGUGCCCAACACGUAUCGCUUGCAGGUGGCACAUCUGCGAGUGGAGAGGACAGUCAAUGCCUUCAACCCGCUUGUCUUUGACCGCAUCCCCUUGGCAGUGCUUGACUUGUGGGAGCAUGCCUACCUCUCGGACUAUCCCAAUAACAGAUCAGCUUAUGUAGAGGCAUUCUUGCAGCACCUGAUGUCAUGGGAUGCGGUGGCAGCACGAGUGGACCGGGCCAAGUCGCUCACCAACUUCUGGGAGAUGCCAGCUCCUCCCGACGCCUUCAUCCGCCCAGGAUUCGUUGCUGACCGUCCGAUCCCGCUCGAUGCUCUCAAGAGCAUCAAAUGA